Erythranthe guttata (spotted monkey flower) is the source of this 1399-nucleotide messenger RNA. RefSeq lists its product as uncharacterized. Lineage: Eukaryota; Viridiplantae; Streptophyta; Magnoliopsida; Lamiales; Phrymaceae. Gene Ontology annotation, cellular component: chloroplast. The record is from RefSeq and is a predicted model, not a curated record.
UUUACAUGUUUCUGACAAAAAUACCAACUUUUGUACAAUUUCGCCGUUCUCUCACCACCAUCGUCUUACCUACUCCAAAUUUUGUCAAUCCCCCUCUUCUCUCUCUAGAGAUCCUUUUCUAGCUCAAGUUUUUUCGAUCGGGAUCCUCUCCAAAACGUCGUCGGUUUAGAUUUUAAAGACAAUUUUUGCUUUCCGAAAAUGGAUUUUUUCUUCGGGAACUCGGAGAGGGGAUCUUCGAACUUUAACCAGGACAUUGGUCGGUGCCCAUUUUUGAGGAACAUAAACGAACCAACCGACUUCUCGUUUUCAACAUCAAUGGCUAUCCCUAUUCCCGCGCGGAAUGGAAAAGGUCCUAUAUUUGAGGACGGUCCCAAUUUCGAUGCGGCAUUCACACUCUUCCACGGGCAGAAUGGCGUUGUACCACUUUCCGGAAGGUCAUUUGUUCGCACCGACAAAUCCAUGUCCGAACAAACGCCAGCUCAGUUCAAUCCAUUGGCAGCAAAAGCAGCCUCCAUCAGCCUCUCUGGUUUCGGUGGACCUUUCGGCUUCGAUGCUUUCUUUGGAAAGAACAAGAAAGAAAAUAAAGGACCCAACUCCUCCAAUAAGGGAGGUAAUUCGGAACACGAAGCAAUGAGCAACGAGUGGCUGCAAAAAGGUAACUGCCCGAUCGCAAAGUCGUACCGUGCCGUGAGCCACGUGCUUCCUCUGGUGGCAAAGGUUUUCAAGCCGCCACCUGGCAUUAAGUACAAAUGCCCUCCGGCGAUUGUUGCCGCCAGGAGUGCGCUGGCGAAAACUGCCUUCGCCAAAAAUCUCCGGCCGCAGCCUCUGCCUGCAAAAGUGCUUGUCAUCGGAGUUUUGGGAAUGGCGGCAAAUAUACCAUUAGGGAUCUGGAGAGAGCACACUGCAAAAUUCUCUCCGUCUUGGUUUGUUGCCGUUCAUGCGGCCGUGCCUUUCAUAGGCAUGCUUAGGAAAUCGGUGCUGAUGCCGAAGGCAGCUAUGGCUUUUACGAUCGCAGCGUCGAUUCUCGGACAGGUGAUUGGUUCUAGGGCAGAGAGGUACCGUCUGAAAGCAGUUGCUGCGAGGAAAAUCGAAUUGUCUGAACCUUUCAGUGUCGGGACUAAUCAGUCGACAGUUAAUGGACUUGGAGACGGGCAUUGCAGAGAAGACGUUGAUUGGAACUCGAAAUCUCUCCAAAUUGGUAUUCCCAUUGCCACGUCAUCGAGUUGAUAGGUCGUGGUUCGGUAUUUGAUAUUGUUCUCCAUUGUUGGUUUUUUUUUUUUUUUGUCGUUUUUCGGAACCGAAGGGCCUCUAAUAAUUGGUGAAAUAAAUGUGGGGAAUGUGAUUUCUUGUACUAAUAUUAUCAUACUCAGAAAUUGAGAUGUGUUUGUUUGUGUGUUGA